Molecule: messenger RNA, 1680 nt
Organism: Tetrahymena thermophila SB210
Lineage: Eukaryota; Ciliophora; Oligohymenophorea; Hymenostomatida; Tetrahymenidae
Product: tetratricopeptide repeat protein
Exons: 1
Molecular function (GO): protein binding
Source: RefSeq, a predicted model, not a curated record
AUGAGAAAAUUUACACUUUGCAAGAGAAUUUUUUAAUUUUAAAGAAUUUCUUAUUUGAAGUUUUCUCAAAAAAAUUUUUUUUCAACAAAAAGCGAUAAAGAAUUUGAGGGAAUAAAUAUUAUAGACUUAUAGAAAUAAGGUCAAUAAAUAUCUUAGAUUUUUUAGCUAGAAUAAAAUUAAUUGCUAAAAGAAAAAGGAAAUGAUUAUGAAAAGCAAGGAUUCGAUUAUUUGGGAAAAGGAUUUAAUUAAGAAGCUAUUCUUUGUUUCUAGAAAGCUAUAGAAUUAAAUCCUCAGCUUAAUCAUCUUAAAUAAUAAUUAGGAUAUUUAUGUUUGGAAGUCGAUAGACUAGAUGAAGCUAUCAAAUACUUUGAGUAAUCAUUAGGCUUUUCUUCUGAUCCUUAUGAAAUUUAUAAUCUCCUAGGAAUUAUUUAUGAAAGAAAUAAUAUGGAUGAAAAAGCUGAAGAAUACUACAAAAAGUGCUUACAAACAAACGAAAAUUAUUUAGGGGCAUAUUUUAACUUAGCUUAAGUUUACUACAAAUUAAAUAAAAUGCAAAACGCUAAACUAUGCUUAGAGAAAGCUUCAAUCAUUUUCCCAUCUGAGCCAGAAGUAUUUAAUAAAUUGGGAUAAUUAUGCUAAGAGAUGGAAGAUUGGUAACAGGCAAUAGGAUACUUUGAAAAAACAAUAGAAAUUGAUCCUGAGAAUAUUAAUGCACUUUUUGAGUUGGGAGUUACAUAAUUUUAAAUAGAAGAAUUAGACGAAGCAAUUCAUAAUUUUAAGAAAACUUUAAUGAUACAGCCUGACCACUUUAAUGCUCUGUUUAAAUUAGUAGAAAUUUAUCAUAGUGCUGAUUUGAUAGAAUAUGCAUAGGAAUAUCUUGAAUAAGCUAUUAAAAUUCAACCACAUAAUGUAAAAGCUAAUCUGAUAUUAGCAGGCAUUUACUUGGCUCAGAAAAUGAUAUUAGAAGCAAAACAACUUUGUGAAUAAGUAAUCAAAGUAGAUUCAAGGAAUGCUGAUGCACUCUACUAUUUAGGAAUUAUUUACUAGAAAGAAAAUAAUAUAUAAAAAGCUAUUAGCAUCUUUAAAGAGGUUACAUAAAUUAAUCCCACAAAAUAUAUUGCUUAAAUAUAAUUAGGAUAACUUUAUCAUCAAUAAGGAAAGGUAGAAGAUGCAAUUAUAAGUUACAAAAGAAUUUUGCAAGUGCAGCCUAAUAAUUAUUUUGCUCUUAAUUAUUUAAGUUUUCUUCUCUAUGAAUUAGGCGAUUUUAAUCAAGCAGAGUUGCUAUGUAAAAAAGCUUUAGCAGUAGAUCCUAAUGCUUAUGAGCCAUAUCAUAAUUUAGGUUUGAUUUAUUAAGACAAAUUAUUGUAUGAAUAAGCUAUCAAAUUUUAUUAGUCUGCAUUAAAAUCCAACCCUGAUUGCGCUGAAGCCUAUAAUAAUCUAGGAUGUAUCUAUUAUGAAAAAGGAAACUUAAAAGAAGCAAUAAAUUAGUUUGAAGAGGCAAUAAAAGCAAAUCCUAAAUUCGCAGAAGCACACAAAAACCUAUCAAUCAUUUAUGAAAAUAUGGGAUUAAUAGAAAAAUCUUAAUAACUCAAUGAUUUUUAAUUUUAAAUUUUAUAAAAUUAAAGUAAAGAUUUUCAUGUCAAAAAUUUUAAAUCCUUAAAAUUGAAAAAUUAAAAAUGA